CUGUAUUAUACGGGUUCACACAGUUAAUCAGGUGUGUGUGUGUGUGUGUGUGUGUGUGUGUGUGUGUGUUUUCCAGGUGUGGGGAAAUCCUGCCUCUUAUUACAGUUCACAGAUAAACGCUUCCAGCCCGUGCACGACCUCACCAUCGGUGUAGAAUUUGGAGCGCGGAUGAUCACCAUAGAUGGCAAACAGAUAAAGCUUCAAAUCUGGGACACGGCUGGUCAGGAGUCGUUCCGCUCCAUCACCAGGUCUUACUACAGAGGAGCCGCAGGAGCUCUACUCGUCUAUGACAUCACAAGAAGGGACACCUUUAACCACCUGACCACCUGGUUAGAAGACGCCCGUCAACAUUCCAACUCCAACAUGGUCAUCAUGCUGAUCGGGAAUAAGAGUGACCUGGAGUCAAGGAGAGAGGUGAAGAAGGAGGAGGGAGAGGCCUUCGCAAGGGAACACGGCCUCAUCUUCAUGGAGACUUCAGCCAAGACCGCGUCCAACGUAGAAGAGGCAUUUAUCAACACAGCUAAGGAGAUUUAUGAGAAGAUCCAAGAGGGCGUGUUCGACAUCAACAACGAGGCGAACGGGAUUAAAAUCGGGCCGCAGCACGCUGCCACUAACUCCACGCUGGCUGGAGGACAGGGAGGACAGCAGGCCGGAGGAGGCUGCUGCUGAAUUACCACUUCUACCCCUUUAUUCUACCCCUUACUCCCUCAUCCCCCUUUCCCCUUACUCCCUCCAUCCCUCCCUCUUGUUUCUACUGGACUGUUCGCUCUCACUAAUGUUUUCUUAACCCUCAAAUCCAAAUCGUGUACUAGAUGGCUGUAAACAAAAAAAAUCAGAAAAAAACAAAUCCUCCUCCUGCAGAAGAAGCCCAGGUAGUGAAGUGGUGAGAAGAUGAGGAGCUGGUGGAGCUGGUGGAGCUCUCCGUUCUCAGCCGCAGCAGGUUCCCGAUCGUACGGUUAGCUAGGUCCCGAGCCGCCGACCCCACGCUGGUGAUUAUUAUCUUCAUGUUUGUGGAUUUCUUUUUGUUUUGUGCCCUUUUUUUUGUUGACUUUGAGCUGAAUUGUAUUAAACACUACAAAGUCAUCUCUAGUAUUUUAA
Messenger RNA from Ictalurus punctatus (channel catfish), 1098 nucleotides. RefSeq names its product RAB2A, member RAS oncogene family (gene rab2a). NCBI's taxonomy places the organism in Eukaryota, Metazoa, Chordata, Actinopteri, Siluriformes, Ictaluridae. The coding region runs from base 169 to 669 and encodes 166 amino acids. Gene Ontology annotation, cellular component: Golgi apparatus. The transcript has 7 exons. Gene Ontology annotation, molecular function: GTPase activity; GTP binding. The record is from RefSeq and is a predicted model, not a curated record.